CAGCUUCUGGCUAGGAAGCUGUCUGUCCUCUGUGGGUUCUGAGUUUGGGGAGAGGAUUGAAGUUAGCCACCCAGAAGAGCACAGCCUACAGCUGCUGUAGCCACCAACUUCACAUGGAAAAAUCUGGGCUCCACGGUUCUUGGCUAGAGGCCUCUGAUUCGGGCCUUACAAGUGGCUUAGGGUCGGACUCUGGCUGGAGGUCUAAAUGAACAGGAGAACUUGAAGUUGACCUCAAACUAUGGACUAGAGGUGCUGGGGUCUGGGAGGGGAGGGGAAAUCAGAGGGAAGAAAGAGCUUCUGUGCCUCCUGUGCCGAGGGCAGACCAGGCCCUGGUAUCUCUUCUCCCAGUAUAUGGGGCACUGUCGCCCCAACAUAAGGGGACUCCCAAACUGGUUUCCUCGCUCUACCUAGACCCCACCAAAGACCAUGUGGCCUAGACUGCCAUGUCACCAACACUCUGUUCGCUGAGAUGUGAGGGCCCUAAAGCAACUGACACUUCUUUCCCAUACCCCCUGUGUUUAUUUUGCCACCAAACUGGAAGUUCUUCCUUUACAGGCAACUUGUCAUCUUACCUCUCCAUUCACAUCCAGCAGAUUAGUUCAGACGUAAGUCCCCACUUAACCAACUGCCACAGCAUCCAGCUUCCCCCCUCCUAUAUGUGACACCAGCUUGGAGGAAGAGGAGCCUCCCAGACCAGACUUUCCUGUCCUUUCGCUCUUAUAAGCCUUCCCCGGCUCACCUAUGUGAUCAAGCCUAGAUGCCUAGAUCCUCGAGGAUCUUCUUGCUGUCUCACUUGACAAACAUCAGUGCUGCUUUUGAGCCUUUCUGCCUCCUUGGACCUUCGUUCUCUUCAGUCUUGCCCAUCAUCCUCCUGAGAAGCCAAGAGUCCAAACAGGAAUCUGCAUUAGCAGGGAAGAAAGCAGGUACUGGGUGCACAGGUAUGCAAGCCCUAUUGUGCCCUUGAUUUUCUAAGAUUCCUCCUGGCCUUUCUUCUUUGCACUUGCUGUCUCCUUGACUUCCAUUUUAUUUCUUUUCUUUAUAAUUUUAAAUUCCAGUCUAGUUAACAUACAGUGUUAAAUUAGUUUCAGGGGUACAAUAUAGUGAUUCAACAGUGCUAUACAUUGCUCAGUGCUCACUGUGAUAAGUGUACUCUUUUUUUUUUUUAAUUUUUUAUUUGAUGUUUAUUUUUGAAGGAGAGAGAGGCAGAGCAUGAGUGGGGGAAGUGCAGAGAGAGAGGGAGACACAGAAUCCAAAGCAGGCUGCAGGCUCUGAGCUGUCAGCACAGAGCCUGACACGGGGCUCGAACCCACGAACUGUGAGAUCGUGACCUGAGCCGAAGUCGGAUGCUUAACCGACUGAGCCACCCAGGCACCCUGUGAUAAGUGUACUCUUAAUCUCCACCUAGUUCACCCAUCCCCCCACCCACCUCCCCUCUGGGAACCAUCUGUUCUCUAUAGUUAAAAGAGUCUGUUUUUUGGUUUGUCUUUUUUUUCCCCCUUUGUUCAUUUGUUUCUCAAAAUUGCACAUAUGAGUGAAAUCAAAUGAUAUUUGUCUUUCUCUCACUUAUUUACCAUAUAUUCUAGAUCCAUGUGUGUUGUUGGAAAUGGCAAGAUUUCAUUGUUUUUUCUGGAUGAAUAAUAUACCAAUGUAUAUGUAUACCACUUCUUCAUCCAUUCAUCUAUUGAUGGACACCUAGUCUGCUCCGUAUCUUGGCUAUUGUAAAUAAUGCUACAAUAAACAUAGGGGUGCACACAUCCUUUUGAAUUAGUGCUUUCGUAUUCUUUGUAGUAGUGGAAUUACUGGAUCAUAUAGUAGUUCUAUUUUUAAUUUUUUAAGGAACUUCCAUACUGCUUUCCACAGUGGCUGCAUGAGUUUGCAUUCUCACCAACAGGGACGAUGGGUUCCUUUUCCUCUACGUCCUUUCCUUGUUUCUUGUGUUUUUGACUUUAGCAAUACCGACAGGUGUGAGGUGAGAUCUCAUUGUGGUUUUGCUAUGCAUUUUCCUGAUGAUGAGUGAUGCUGAGCAUCUUUUCAUGUAUUUGUUGACCAUCUGGAUGUCUUUGGAGAAAUGUCUGCUCAUGUCUUCUAUUUUUUUAACUAGAUUAUUUUUUUGGUGUUGUAUCAGUUCUUUAGAUUUCAUUUUCAUUGUCUCCAUGUAUUUUUUUAAUUUCCUCUUUGAUUUCUUGGUUGACCCAUUCAUUGUUUAAUAGCAUGUUAUUUAACCUCCAUGUACUUGUGGUCUUUCCAGAUUUUUUCUUGUGGUUGGUUUCUAGUUUCAUAGUGUUGUUGUUAGAAAAGAUACUAAAAAGACUUUGAUGUUUUCAAGUUUGUUGAGACUUGUUUUGUGGCCUAAUAUGUGAUCUGUUCUGGAGAAUGUUCCAUGUGCACUUGAAAAGAAUGUAUUCUGCUGUUUUAGGACGGAAUGUUCUGACUAUACAUGUUAAAUCCAUCUGGUCCAAUGUGUCAUUCAAAGCCACUGUUUUCGUAUUGAUUUUUUGUUUAGAUGAUCUGUCCAUUGGUGUGAGGGUUAAAGUCCCCUACUAUUAUUGUAUUACUAUUGAUCAUUUAUGUUUGUUAUUAACUGCUUUAUGUACUUGGGUCCUCGCAUGCCAGGUGCAUAAAUAUUUAUAAUUGUUAUAUUUUCUGGUUGGAUUAUCCCAUUUAUGAUUAUAUCAUGUCCUCUUACAUUUUCUGUCAUAACCCACAUCCAGGCCAUCAGCAAAUCCUGUCAUUAUUCCUUUAGAAUCUAUCCAGAAUCUGACCACUUCUCUGUUUCUACCACUAACACUUUUUUUUUUUUUUAAUGUUUUCUUAUUUAUUUUUGAGAUAGUGAGAGUGCAGGGGAGGGACAGAGAGGGAGAGAGAAUCCCAAGUAGGCUCUGUGCUAUCAGCACAGAGCCCAAAUUAGGGCUUGAACUCACAAACUGUGAGAUCAUGACCUGAGCCGAAAUCAAGAGUCAGACGAUGGGGUGCUAAGGUGGCUCAGUUGGUUAAACAUCUGACUUCUGCUCAGGUCAUGAUUUCACAGUUCAUGAGUUCGAGCCCCACAUCGGGUUCUGUGCUGACAGCUCAGAGCCUGGAGCCUGCUUCGGGUUCUGUAUCUCCCUGUCUUUCUGCCCCUCCCCUGCCCAUGCUCUGUCUCUCUCUCUCAAAAAUAAACAUGUAAAAAAAAUUUUUAAAGAGUCAGAUGCUUAACCUACUGAGCCACCCAGAGGCCCCUACCACUAACACUUUGGAACAAGCUACUAUCAUCUCUCACACCUCUUUCUGCUUCCUUCCACAUCUUCUUUUCUUCCUCCACUCUUGUUCACCUUCAGCCUAUUUCCAACACAAUAGAGAUCCCCUUAACACACAAAUCUCAUUAUGUCAGUCACAACCUUCCAUUGGCUCUUAAUUCAUUCAGAGUUAAAGCCCAGAUCCUUAAAGUGGCCUCCAAGGUCCUUGUGCUGUGGCCCCUAUCCUCCUCUCUAACCUCACCACUUGCCAUUCUUGUUCCAGGCUUCUUAAACUCACCACAUUUCUGCCUCAGGACCUUUGCACUUGCUGGUUCUUUUGUCUAAAAUAUUCUUCCUUUAGGUAGGUUCAUGUUGUCUCCUCUCUUCAGAGGGGGCUUCCCUAAGCACUCUACCUAAAUAGCAGCCCUCACUACUCUCUAUUCUCCUAUGCGGCCUCAUUCUCAUAGCACUGAUCACCAUUUCACAUAUUUUUGUUUGUCUCCUUGCUUAUCAUCUCUCUUUCCCUAAUGCGUUAGAACAGGGACUUGUUUUGUUCACUGCUCUAUAUCCAGUGCCUCUAUAGAGGAGUGUGUGGCAUGUAGUAGGCAUCUCAUAAAUGCUUGUUGAAUGGAGGGAUGGAUGAACAAAUUACUCAGUCUAUUGCUUAUCUCCUAAACUAGGUUCUAAGUACCUUAAGGGUAGAUGCCCCCACCUUAUCAUCUCUGUGCUCUAAUGUGAACUUAUAAACACAACAUAUGUACAGUGACUGAAACAAUUUGUAUUAUGUAGAAACCAGCUUAAACAAGCACAAGUUGACUAGGUACUGGAAAUGCUGGAAUUCAAGAGAGCAGAGUUCCCAGCCAGGCUGUCAUUAAAGAGCUGUGUGGUCUGGGAAAACCUGUCUUAUAUGGGCCUCUGUUUUCUCAUCUGAAAGGCAAGCCUUAGACUAGAUUUUGAAAUCCCAGUCAGCCUUGAAUUUUUGUGGUUGUAAAUUUAGGGUAAUUGCAUAUUCACUUGACAAAUGUUUUUGGUUUUUUUUAAUAUUUAUUUUUGAGAGAGACAGACAGACAGAAUGCAGGCAGGGGAGGGGCAGAGAGAGAGGGAGACACAGAAUCCAAAGCAGGCUCAAGGCUCUGAACAGUCAGCACAGAGCCUGACGCAGCACACAGAGCCUGACGCAGGGCUUGAACUCGUGAACCACAAGAUCAGGACCUGAGCUGAAGUCAAAUGUUUAACCAACUGAGUCACCCAGGCACCCCAACCACUUGACAAAUGUUUACUGAACUGGGUUCCAGGAACUAGUUGGGGGUAAAAAAAAAAAAAAAAAAAUCUCGAUCUCUAGAGCUCCCAGACUGAAGGAACAAAACAAAAUAGGGUCAGCUCAGCCACAGCAACUGAGUAUUAAAGAGGCAGAGAAGCAUGCCCUGAGGAAGGGCUUUCUAAGCCAAAGAAAUGGCUGUACAAAGGCAGGAGGCAUGGAGACAAAGAAUUGUUGGAGCCAAAUGGCUUUUGUAUGCAGAGAGCUAUGCCCUGCAUCCCACAAAGCUGAAAUCUAUUCCAGCCAGGGGAACAUUCACAACUGGAAAACAGCCAGAUGGGACAGGCCCAGAGCCUAAACUGUUCAAAUUUAGGAAAGGACCCAGCAAGUUCUCUCAGGGCUUCCUGUGAGAUCUGACUUUUUCCUCAUUGGUCUGUGACGCCUCCAAGGCCACCCACAUGGUUUCCACCUCCCCAGCUCACGACAGACCCAAGUCUGGGCACAAAAGGCAGACCAAUUUUUGGUAUUUUGUUGGUACUUGGUUGGAUUUGGGGGAAAGGGCAAGUUCUAACCGCAGAUCAGGCGCCCAGAGUGGGGUAGGGCAGUUGCCCCCAGCAUGACCCGACCUAGUCUAGUAGUUGAAGUGCCCUUGUUACCAAGCUUGCUGAGUGGGGGGCUAGACUGGAACUUGCUCCACUCUCAUUGGUCAGCAGAGAAGUGCCACGGAGGAACCCUUGUUGCCAGAGGCAUGAACGAGAGCCCAUUGGUCAGGACACCUCACAAUGGCCCCGGCAGCGCACAGGAUUCUUCCGAUUGGUUCGCUGUCUGCCUCGGGAGACCCCCUGUUGCCUCGACGCCCAGCAGGCUCCUUGGUGCCCUGGAAAGAGCGUUUCCCAAGCCCACCCCCGUUCCCCAUUGGCUGUCGUGGGGGCCGCCGCCAUCUAAUGACGGAGGCGCAAAGCACCCGUGGGCGCGCUCUCUGCGGCAGGAUCUAGUCCCGCGGGAGGGCGACCCUGCCGGGACUACAGGUGCCGAAGCUGAGUGCAAGACUCAGGCGCCCGGCACUCUUGCGGAGGACCCCCGUUCUCCCUCGGGACCUGGUCUGGAGCCCAGCCCGGACCUGCCCUCGGGGAGCUCUGCACCUCCAACCUGGAACCCAACCCAAAAGGCCCUAGUAAGUUCGAAGCACCCACGCGGCGUGUGAACCCGCUCAGGGCAGACGGAGAGGGGAAUCGCAACUGUUGUGUGUGCGGCCCGCGCCUCCAUUUGCUUCUCGCCUUAAUCGUUUAUCCACCGAUUAUUGGCUCCUUUAUUUGGCAUUCGGGGUCCACCUCGGUGCCACCUCUCCAAACCCUUCGUUCCAACGGUGUUGGGAAGUCCCGCGCCGCAAAGAAUUCCGAUUGAGAUCCGAACGGAGGAGUGGCAGGGACGGGGGUGAAACCCCUGUGGGACAAUGUUCUACUAUCCCAACGUGCUUCAGCGCCACACCGGCUGCUUCGCCACCAUCUGGCUGGCAGCGACGCGUGGCAGCCGGCUGGUGAAGCGUGAGUACUUGAAGGUGAACGUGGUGAAGACCUGCGAGGAAAUCCUCGAUUACGUGCUGGUAAGAGUGCAGCCCCCGCUGCCCGGUCUACCGCGGCCCCGCUUCUCCCUGUAUCUCUCAGCCCAGCUGCAGAUUGGCGUGAUCCGGGUCUACUCCCAGCAAUGCCAAUACCUCGUAGAGGACAUCCAGCACAUUCUGGAGCGCCUGCACCGUGCCCAGCUGCAGAUCCGCAUUGAUAUGGUAGAGACUGACCUACCCAGCCUGCUGCUUCCUAACCGCCUGGCCAUGAUGGAGACCCUGGAAGAUGCUCCAGACCCCUUUUUUGGAAUGAUGUCUGUGGAUCCCACACUUCCCAGCCCCUUCAAUAUCCCUCAGAUUCGACACCUUCUUGAGGCUGCAACCCCAGAGAGACUUCUUGAGGAGGUCCCUCCUGAAGUCCCUAUGGAGCCAACGAAGCCAGACAGGAUCCCGGUCACUGUGCUGCCCCCAGAGGCCAUCACCCUCCAAGAGCCAGAGCCCAUACGCAUGCUGCAGAUUGAGGGUGAACGGGACCUUCCAGAGGUCAGCCGGCGAGACUUGGAGCUGCUGAUUGCCGAGGAAGAAGAAGCUAUCUUAUUAGAGGAACGUGAAGAGUACAAGGAGGAGCCCCGGGCCCUGGAGGGAGACACCAUAUUACCCUCGCUUUCACCUCCAGCUCUUGCACAGGUGGAAGGGGCAGCAGAGCCACUUCCGGUCCCAGUCCCCGAGGAACCGAAGCCAGCAGCCUGGGAGCCCGAGGCCCUACUUACUGAGGUGACUCCUCCACCGGAGCUGCGUCUGCCAGCCCCUCCCAGCCCAGAGAGGAGGCCCCCAGUUGCCCCAUAUCCUGGGGGCCCACCUGCUCGUCGCCGUCGCCGCCGCCAGUUACUGUUCUGGGACAAGGAGACUCAGAUUUCCCGGGAGAAAUUCCGGGAACAACUGCAAACCAGAGCCCACUGCUGGGAGUGUCCAAAGGCGCAGCCUCCUGAGAGGACCAUCAGAAGCCCCACGGAGCUAUUCCGAACCCCAACUCACUCUGGCUGGUUACCCCCAGAACUGCUGUCUUUCUGGACCCGCUGUGCCCAGCCACCCCCAGAAGCACUCAGGCGAAGGCCACCCCUGGAGGCUGAGGAGGAAAGGAGGAGGACUGAAGCUCUGAGCGAUAUUGAGGUCCUGAGAGAGGCCCAGGAGCCCAGCGGGCCCCUCAUGCUGUCUUCAGAACUCUCUCUAGAAGCGGCCGAGGAGGAGAAGACCCGCAUCAGCCUCAUCCCUUCAGAAGAACGGUGGGCCUGGGCCGAGGCAGAGCAGCCAGAGGCCCCUGCACUGCCUGUGGUACCCGAACUCCCUGAAGUGCCUAUGGAGUUGCCUUUGGAGCUGCCCCUGGAGCCCGAGCUGCUGUCGCUGGAGGCUGUGUAUAGGGCAGUGGCACAGGAGCUGCAGGCCAACAGGGAGCCUGAUUUCAGCAGCCUGGUGUCCCCUCUCAGCCCUCGCAGGGUGGCUGCCCGGGCCUUCUAUCUGCUACUAGUGCUUGCAGCACAACAGAUCCUUCGCGUGGAACAAGAGAAGCCGUACGGGCGCCUCCUGAUGCAGCCGGGGCCCCGAUUCCACUGCGGUUAGAACUAAUUCACAAGCUGCCAGGAUACUGGUUACAUUAAAUAUGUCUUGCCUGCCUCA
Molecule: messenger RNA, 7708 nt
Organism: Neofelis nebulosa (Clouded leopard)
Lineage: Eukaryota; Metazoa; Chordata; Mammalia; Carnivora; Felidae
Gene: REC8
Product: REC8 meiotic recombination protein
Exons: 19
Coding region: 5927-7651 (574 amino acids)
Biological process (GO): mitotic sister chromatid cohesion; replication-born double-strand break repair via sister chromatid exchange; synaptonemal complex assembly
Cellular component (GO): cohesin complex; synaptonemal complex
Molecular function (GO): protein binding; chromatin binding
Source: RefSeq, a predicted model, not a curated record